Molecule: messenger RNA, 6835 nt
Organism: Rhineura floridana
Lineage: Eukaryota; Metazoa; Chordata; Lepidosauria; Squamata; Rhineuridae
Gene: NR5A2
Product: nuclear receptor subfamily 5 group A member 2
Exons: 7
Coding region: 497-2005 (502 amino acids)
Biological process (GO): regulation of transcription by RNA polymerase II; hormone-mediated signaling pathway; tissue development
Cellular component (GO): RNA polymerase II transcription regulator complex
Molecular function (GO): nuclear receptor activity; RNA polymerase II cis-regulatory region sequence-specific DNA binding; zinc ion binding
Source: RefSeq, a predicted model, not a curated record
AAUCGGGAUCCGAGUGACUCCGGAUUAGGGAGGCUGGGAAGUUCUCUUCCCGCACGCGGGGGGCAGGGGAGGGGAGAGGCUGAAAGAGGGAGCGUCCGGAGGACUAGGCUAGGCAGGUUGACUGCCCCCCUCCCUCGAAGCUGAUCGCGAGCGAGGUCCGGGGGAGGCACAGCGGGCGCUUCCUUCCCGUCGGGGGAUCGGGGCGCUCGGAGCGCGCGAAGGCUCCACCCCGAGGCCGCCAAGGCGCAGCGUCCGGCUGCAAGCAGGGCAAAAGGGCGAGGAGGGCAGCCGAGAGCAGGAGCAGCAGCCGCUGCCGCCGAUCGCGUCCUCUCCCAGCUCGUUCUUUCCGCCUGUCUUCCCUCGGCUUUAAACCACCGUUUGCCCUGCCCUACCCCCGCCCGGUCGCCGCCGCCGCCCGCGUCCAGGUGCUGCUGUGCCGCCGCCGCCGGACGGGCAGGGAGCGCCGCCCAGACCGGCCCGUGGUCGCUGCCUUGUCAUGCUGCCCAAAGUGGAGACGGAAGCCCUGGGACUCGCCCGAUCGAAUGGGGAACGGGGGCAGAUGCCGGAAAACAUGCAAGUGUCUCAGUUUAAAAUGGUGAAUUACUCAUAUGAUGAAGAUCUGGAAGAAUUGUGUCCAGUGUGUGGAGAUAAAGUCUCUGGGUAUCACUAUGGACUCCUUACCUGUGAAAGUUGCAAGGGGUUCUUCAAACGAACAGUCCAGAACAACAAAAGGUACACAUGCAUAGAAAAUCAAAGCUGCCAGAUUGACAAAACUCAAAGGAAGCGCUGCCCUUAUUGUCGAUUUCAAAAAUGUCUAAGUGUUGGGAUGAAGUUGGAAGCCGUGAGGGCUGACCGAAUGCGUGGGGGUCGAAACAAGUUUGGACCCAUGUACAAGAGGGACAGGGCACUGAAGCAGCAGAAGAAAGCUCUCAUCCGAGCAAAUGGACUCAAGCUGGAAGCCAUGACUCAGGUGAUUCAAGCAAUGCCCACUGAUCUAACAAUAUCCUCUGCGAUCCAGAAUAUUCAUUCUGCCUCCAAGGGCCUACCUCUGAACCAUACAGCCUUGCCUCCCACAGACUAUGACAGAAGCCCCUUCGUAACCUCUCCGAUUAGCAUGACAAUGCCACCACAUGGCAGCCUACAAGGUUACCAGACCUACGGUCAUUUUCCCAGCCGUGCUAUCAAGUCUGAGUACCCCGAUCCUUACACUAGCUCUCCUGAGUCAAUAAUGGGCUACUCUUACAUGGAUGGUUAUCAUCAGACGAGCUCACCGGCAAGUAUUCCUCAUCUGAUACUGGAACUCUUGAAGUGUGAGCCAGAUGAGCCGCAGGUCCAGACUAAGAUCAUGGCAUAUUUGCAGCAAGAGCAAGCCAACCGAAGCAAGCACGAAAAGCUCAAUACCUUUGGGCUUAUGUGUAAAAUGGCUGACCAAACCCUCUUCUCGAUUGUCGAGUGGGCCAGAAGUAGCAUCUUCUUCAGAGAGCUUAAGGUUGAUGACCAAAUGAAGCUGCUUCAGAACUGCUGGAGUGAACUCUUAAUUCUAGAUCAUAUUUAUCGCCAAGUGGUACAUGGGAAAGAAGGUUCUAUCCUCCUAGUCACUGGGCAACAAGUGGAUUACUCAGUAAUAGCAUCUCAAGCAGGAGCCACACUCAACAGUCUUAUGAGCCACGCACAAGAGCUAGUAGCAAAACUACGAUCUCUGCAGUUUGAUCUACGAGAGUUUGUGUGUCUCAAAUUUUUGGUGCUAUUCAGUUUAGAUGUCAAAAACCUAGAGAACUUCCAGCUGGUGGAAGGUGUUCAAGAACAAGUGAAUGCUGCUUUGCUGGACUACACAAUGUGCAACUAUCCACAGCAGACAGACAAAUUUGGGCAGCUUCUCCUGCGACUCCCGGAAAUCCGGGGGAUCAGCAUGCAGGCUGAAGAAUACCUCUACUACAAACACCUGAAUGGGGAUGUGCCAUGUAAUAACCUCCUAAUUGAAAUGCUGCAUGCAAAGAGAGCAUAAAUUAUAUCCUUUUAAAGCUUUUGCUUUUGAGAAAAAAGAAAAAUACUCUGAACUGCUCCAAGCAACACCAAUUAAAAGAACUUGGUUUAAAGGAACUUUGUUCCAAAAAUGGUAUAAUAAUCAAAUACUUAAUAGUAAAAUAAGUGAUGUAUCAGGGUAUUUGAAUUGCAAACUGUGAAUCAAACGCUACACAGUCUCCCCAAAGGAACAUUUAUAGGACUUUAACACUAGGAUGAAAGGAGAUUUCAAAUGGAUAUGGAUACCAUUGCCUAUGUCAAACGAAACAGACAGACAAAAAAGGAACAAUUCUUGUAAGUCAAAACUUUGCCAGUUACCACUACGGAGAAAUUUAGGAACAUGUUUUAUCUGUGUUUUUCAGCUAACAGAGCAAGGGGAUCUGUGUGCACUACAUCCCUUCUGGUUAGCAGGACUGAAAACACUUCUAAAGGGAGUAAAACUGCGAUCUCCCUAUGUCAUCCUUCCAAGGACUGUAUCUUAUUUCUCCUCCAAACAGGAUGUGUGGCACCAAUCUGUAAUAAAGAUCUUGAGUAGGCCACUUUCAUAAUAUACAUAUGUACCCACACAAACAUAAUGGCACCACCAAAACCAACCAACCAACAAAUAAAGCCUGGGGGGAGGUGCAGCUUGGACUGUCUGUAACUCAGGCCUGGAAACAGCUAAUAUGGAAAAAAUAUAUUCAUAAAUUAGUGUGACAUUCUUAAUAUGUUUCCAAAGUUUGUUUUUGUCAUUGUGUUCCUGUUGAUCAGCCAGGCAGUAUCCCUCUUCCACCAAUAGGAGGAGGAACAGCUACAAGCAUCAGAAUUAAGCUGCUCCAAAGCAACCACCAUUGGAUCGUGUUUCCAGCGCAGUGACUCAAGCAUUGCUGGAAUGGCUUCUCAAAGCUUUUAGUGCCAAAUAAGCUCGUGGAUACUACUCAGUCUCUUGGCUGUCAUCUAAAAUAAAACAGUAUUUCUUCUUUGGGUUUCUAAGUGGUAGCACCUCUUGACCUGCCAACUUGAUCUGCAACCUAGUUAAACUGAAUUACUUGGAUUUAAGAAUUAAUUUCAGUGAUCUCAGACCGUGCCCUGUUGGUCAUCUGGUUUGAGACAUGGUGAUGGGUGCACUGCACAAGUUCCUCACCAACCUGUGACUGCCAUGUCCCAUGAGUUUCUAUAUCAUCAUAAGAACACCUGCACCACAAAUUCAAAUGUAGACAGCCAGAAAUCUAUUGCAGCCCACCAACGGCCCAGUAAACAUCUUAAGUUAUUGUUUUUCUGCUGCCUGCCUGAGACUGCAAAGAAUAGGAGAAGCUUUAUUGAGUACAAUAUUACUGUUUGGUAGGCUGUGUUUAGCUUGGUGCAUCACGUGUUGUGCAGGUUUGUUCUAGAAUUGCCAGUGGGCCAACGUUUUACUGGUCUGACAGGAAGCCAGUAUCGGGAUCUGAAAAGCCAAUAAAUGUCAGACAGGGCCAACUCCAGAUUUGACAGGACCCCAGACCUGGACAAACUCUCAAACCUGGAAAAGCACCCUAGUGGGUUUGCUCCUACAUUAGUGGACCCCUGCCAAUGGGCUUACCUGGCGACAAUGGAAGCAAGGUAUGAGCCAUUUUAAUAUUCACACUAUGCCUCAGAGUGCCAUUCCACACUAUGCCCCAGAGUAAUGCUACAUUGGGGGCAUUGUUAGGUACCCAGUGCCAGUGGGCCCUACUGACAGGCCUGGGAUCCCAGCAAUUGCCCAAAGCUGCCCGGUGCUAAUGCUGUACAAGUCUCCAUAACUGAAGACUGACAAAAAUUAUUGCCACUAGGCUCCACUAAUAAGCUGCCAAAUUAUACCCUGACUCUACCCAUGAUUAACUAGAUUCCAUCUGGGGUAUAUCAUCCAUCCACCUGUUUCUGAACUCACUCUACUUUUAAGGAUUUUUGUUUCUUCACUCUGCCCUGACCUGUUAGUUUUUACCCCUGGCUCUACCUCUUGGCCACACACCCCUGAUCUGGCCCAGGGAAAAUGUGUUUGAAAGGUUUCCAACUUAGAUGACUUCAUCUCAGGGACUGCACCUGUGCAAGGGGAGAAUGCAAUGCAUUAUACAAUCAUACAUUCCCUUGUAUUGAUGUAGCCACCCCGCCCCUCAUCAGGAGAUUCUCCCCUCCCCAGCUGAAAUCCAAGUACUUCACCUUUAACUAAUUUCUGGGUCACACUGUAGGUAAUAAAAGACCAAUAAGCAAAAUACUUUUACCUAUGCAAGAAAACAAAUUCUCAAAAUGUAUAAGCUGGUUGGUUAGUAUUAUUGAUCGUUUGAAGAACAGUGCAUUUUUAGUACAGUCUUUGGAGUCAGACAACACAUUUUAACCCAAUUAUUCUAACAAAAAUAUGUUAUGUGAGGACAGAAGAAUAAUACUGCUGUGACCAUGGAGACCAAAGUCUGCUGCAGAACAAAUAUUGGAGAAGGACAAAAAAUGAUCUCUCAAUCCAAAACGAAGGUAUCAGUAUUAUACAAUGUAGUGCCACUGUCAUGAAAGCUUUGCCUUAUUUCAAAAUUCUGGAUGGUAACUAUACAGAUGCAGAUCAACAUAUGUUGGGGGGAAAGUAUUAAUACUUUACAUAGCUGAAGAAAAAAAGAUGAUGGUUGUUUACAUUUGUUAGUCCUGUGGGAGGGGAAACUGUGAUGAUGUUGCAAAGCAGUGAUUUCCUUAAUGUUGCUUUCUGAUUGGUAAUUAGUUUACCAGUACUUAAUUACUGUAUGUCGUGAGACACUAAAAUCAAUAAGGGAAUCUCAUUUAUACUUUAAUUUUAUAUGUUUAGGUUAUUGGCUGCACAAUCACUUGUAGAAACUGUAUAAAAACAUCUCUCUUAGCUUUGUUUGUUUUCAUGAAAAUUGCUGGCUUUUUAAUAGUUUAUUUAUAAUGUAUAUCACAGUUUUCAUUGUAGACAAUUAUGAUGCUAAUUUAUUGUUCCUUGGUUUCAUCUUUAUAUAAAAAUAUAGCCAGAAUAAAGAAGCCAAAUAUAUGUGUUUAUUACAGCAUGUCUUCAAGUUAGUGGAACAUAGUUCAGGGACAUACAAGGAUCUUUACAGUUUAAGAUCAUUUGCUUGAUUAAAUGUCUGUAAAUCUUUAUAAUUCUAAAUGUGGUUUAUUUAAAAUCUAUUGUAAAUUUAGUGAUUCGCACCUGCCUUUGUUUCAUGUGGACCUAACGAGGUGCAUUCUUAGAAAAUUCUUUUCUAAGCAGUGGACAUUGUAUACCAAAGACAACAUUUAUUUCUUUUAUAUUAGUACAGAACAGAAUAUUUUUCACCCCAUGAAUCUGGUCUAAUAUUCUUUUACCAUGUAGAUCAGACCCAUGGGGGAAUGAGGGAGGAAUGAACUAUGGGAAAUUCUUGCUCAUACAAAGAGGUACUUCCUUGCCCACAAACCAGCCCUACUACCAAUACUUCUGCUGUCCCAUGACAAGGCCGACAUUGGGCAUUCAGGACUGACCACCCUCAAGACACCUCACUGAAAGUCAGCCUGAGGCAGAAAAUCAAAAUGGUGGCUUUCACUGUGGUAAAAAUAAACAGCUAGGAUCCAAAGAACCAUUUAAACAAAGGACUUUGGAUUUGCUGGCAUCAAACAGCAACUCUUCAUGCAACUUUUGAAACAGAGGAGUUUGAGGGUAUACUGUUUAAUGGGAGGGGGAAUCAGGAAUUUCACUAGGCACACUGAAGCUCUUGGGUGGAUCUAAAGUAGUUAUUUGAAUCCCAGCCAAUAAGAAACUAAAUACUUGACAAUGAUGACCUUUAUUGGUACCAUCCUCAUCAAAUGGUAGGACUACCCUGUCUCCAUUAACCUAAGAAUACUAAAUAUGGUGUUCACCCAGCAGAAUUGAAGCAGCAUUGGUAGCAGUGCUGAGAACUAUGGCCUGGGAAGAACACUUUUUGUAGGAGGUAUCCAAGACUCCUAGAAAGUAUCCAUCUGAAGAACUUGCCCUGGAUUCUAACAUUUGUUUAUGCAGUAAAGAUGGGUGGGGAUAGCAAACUUAGCUAAGCCCAGGAUGUGCAACUCUUAAGUAUUUGUAUCAUGCACCAUCAACUCUUGUCUUAUGGAUCUUUUGACAAUAACAGUUCACCCCCCAUUUUUUAUACAAAUGAGAACAUUCCUUUUAGAAGAAAACAAAUCAAGUGAUCACCAGUGGCAUGUAAAAAGUAACUAUGAAUUUGUUUAUUCACAUAUAGACCUGGAUAGUGAGGAUUUUUACCCUGUCACAACCAGUAUUUUAUAACUCCUUUUGUUGAAAACCAUGGCUUAUUUUACUGAAUAUGUGAAAAAAGAAUAAAACCACUAACAAAGCACAAUUAUCUAAUAGACAAAACCAGAUAAUUAAUAUAAGGAUGUUAAAGGCAAAAAAUGAUUAGUGGAAAUGGUUUCAAAUAAACUAGAGCACACAUUAGCCAAUAUCAGUGGUUCCAAGAAACCCUCUGAUUGCCCAAGUUUGCUAAUGUUAAUUGUUAACCACUUUGUAACAAGACAUUUACUUACAAUUGCUUUCUUGAUUACAUAUUAGUAAAAGCAGACUAAAAUACAAAGGUUUUGGCUUUGGCUGGUUUCUUAUAGUUGUUCAGUGUUUGUAACCAGACAUUCUGUAGUGUCUGAAAUAUUUGUAUUACAAAUAUGUUCCGCAGCUGCCUGGCAUUUGAAUCCAUGCAACCCUUUUAGAAUGUGCAGUUAGUUACUUGUUAAAGUUCUCUUACUGUAUCUGUGAAGUUCAUGUUGUCUCAUGUCAAUUCUUGCCAGGAAUUUUCUCAACACCUAUGGAUUUUUAUUUCCAGUAUUUCAAUAAAUAUUGAUAUGGCCAUUCUGA